CAACACCUUCACGUUCUGUGGGCUGGCUGGGUCUUGGCAAAGUUGGGUUGUGAAUGACUGACACAAACACACACGCGCACGCGCAGGAGCUGCCGGCGGAUGAGGUGUUGGCGGCGGUGAAGCGCGAGCUGGCGGGCGUCAGCAAGAAGUGCCUGGCCACUGCGUUGUCGCUGCCCUGGCCGCCGCUGGCUCGCAAGCUGCUGGGGCGCGCGGUGCCGCCGCCGCCGGGCUGGGGCGACUUCCUGCGCGAGGUGGAGGGCGCGGCGGCGGCCAGCGGCCACCCGGGAGACUGGCGCUACAAGGACUUCGACUACGAGUGAGCGAGCGCAUGCUUGACUUGAACGUGCGUGUGAUAUGAUUUGUGUUAACGGACAAGGGGUGGAAACAUGUAUGUGAGAGAGGUGUAUUUCGACACUCGCGUGAGACUUGAGGGCUUGAGGGGAAGCGGUGUGGUGGCGGAGCGGCGGGUACAGAACUGGUGGAGGGCGCUCAUUGGUGGUGGGGGUAGUGAUGGAGAUGUGCUUGGGGCUGGGUGCUUGAAGCAGGGCUGCUGGUGAGUGCGUGCUGGUGGACGGGUGCGUGUCAGCGGCGGCGGGUCAGUGACGUGUGUGUACCGCAGUCAACAUGGGCGGCAUAGCUCGUGCCUCAAGUCGCUGUCUCGCUCUUGGUGUCGUGUGGGAGGAGGACCCUCGUGUUCGUGUAUGCAUGUGUGGGGGGGCGUGUAGUGGGGGCAUGCAAGGUGCACACACGCACGAACAGUUACGGUAGUGGCAGCAGCAGGGCCGGUAGGCGGGCGCACGCUGCUCAAGGCGAGGAAGCAGCAACGAGAGCUGGGAGCCCCAUCCGGAAGGGGUGCAGCCCGCGCUCCCUGACAUGUGCAUGGGCGGAGGAAGGGCCGCUGCACACAUGGUCGGUGAUGGCCUGGAUGGCAAGUGUGCUUGGUGGUUGCUUGCAAGGGCACGUAUUCGUACCGGUAUUGCAUGAUUAUGGACGCAUGUGAUAACGGUUCAAUGGGUUUCACCUCUCCACACCAAAUACGGCCCGCUACCGGUAUACCUUUUUG
Chlamydomonas reinhardtii is the source of this 1063-nucleotide messenger RNA. RefSeq lists its product as uncharacterized. The record is from RefSeq and is a predicted model, not a curated record. Bases 54 to 320 code for a protein of 88 amino acids. NCBI's taxonomy places the organism in Eukaryota, Viridiplantae, Chlorophyta, Chlorophyceae, Chlamydomonadales, Chlamydomonadaceae. The transcript has 2 exons.